Molecule: messenger RNA, 2229 nt
Organism: Megalobrama amblycephala (Wuchang bream)
Lineage: Eukaryota; Metazoa; Chordata; Actinopteri; Cypriniformes; Xenocyprididae
Exons: 3
Coding region: 265-1476 (403 amino acids)
Source: RefSeq, a predicted model, not a curated record
CGAACUCCAUUGAAACGAAUGUAAACAAAAUAAUCUGGGCGUGGUCUGUGAGACGCGACAUGAAAACGCAUUAAAACUUCCCUUAAACGGCGUCUGAUACAUUUGAAGAGCGACAGGGGAAACAACAAAGUCCAAUAAUAAUACAAACAUUCACAAAUAAUGUGGUAAGCGUUUAAAUCUCCUCCGUAGAAAAUUCCCUGUGACGAAUCUAGUGCUGAGCAACAUCUGCUGGAAAGUCAGGUAAAACUAUCUGCGUGCACGCGCAUGUCCCCAGUUGAUCCCCAGUUGAUCCGUAACACCGGACCCGGACGUUCCUGUAGCCAUGCAGCCGCCGUGCUGUGGAAGGUAGAAAAUGCUGUGAGGCAAGGGAAGACAGGACUUGCCUGCACUGAUGUGCAGAAUUGCUGGAAUGCCGGGACAAAAAGCAAUACUGGGCAGCAAAAAAUCAGAGAUGUGUCUUUCCGAAGACACAGCAGAAAUAACUUAUACCAACCAGCAUCACAGGCAUCCUCCUCCAGCAUAGUUUCUACACCUAGUCGCAAGGUAAAAGUCCAUGAGACCCUGGAAGAAUGGCAAAAUUACUGUCUCUCCACACCAAUAGCGGCACUUUUCACUGCACCUGGCAGUGGACUAAUGCAGCUCACUUUUAACACCAGCCUCCCUGCUCAGUCUGCCGAGACAUCAAAAGCUCCACUGCCCCUACAUCAUGGUGAUCACAACACACAACUUGAAUGUGAGAAAUGUAGGGCAUUCUACACCACAUACAUUGACAUGACCACAACCCAAUUUAUGUACAUUGAGCAGCACACAAAAGAACAGAGCAGGGAACAACUGUGGCAUGACAUGCGACGGGUACGGAUAACAGCAAGCACAGCCAAGUAUGUGCCAGUUCGGGCUACCACAGCACCAGACAAAUUCUUGUCUGAACACCUCCAUCCUACCUUUCACGGUAACGCAGCAACCCGGCAAGGAGCAGAGGGUGAAGAGCACGCCAGGCAAUACCUGCAAGACCAAGGUCAUGACAUCGAUGUGAAAGGUUUGGUGGUUUGCCCGAGUGAGCCAUGGCUUGCUGCGAGUCCGGAUGGUGUCAUGAACAGAGACACACUAGUGGAGAUCAAGUGCCCUGUCUUAGUCAAAAACCAGUCCCUUACUGAGGCACUUGCUGCUAAAAGCAGUGAGAUCAAACGCAUGCCCACAGGGGAAUUCCAUCUGUCCUUCAAUGGGCCAAAGGGAUAUUACAUGCAGGUGCAACUGGGCAUGCACUGCACAGGGCUACGGCAAGCCUUGUUGGUGAUUUGGAGUAACACUGAAUGUCUGCAGCUCAACGUGCUCUACGACCAAACCUUUGUUGAGGGACAUAUCUCAAGGCUACACUCCUUCUAUUUCACCCACAUGUUGCCAAAAGUUGUAGAUGACUUCGAUGAUGGAAGGCUGGAGUUGUGUUCCAGAUACAUGGAUGUUGUAAAAUCAGCAUGACCUGCUUAUGUCUACUGGGGGACUUAAACCUCAUGUGGCAGUCGGAUGAGUCUGGACCUCAUGUUUGCUAAAGCAGCACAUAUGGUAAGAAUCUUGUCCAACCGCGGGGUCAUGGAGAUGGGGACAGUUUGGGACAGAAUUUUGAAGACUUUAAGUCUUCGGAUUGCCCUCUCCACAUGUAUACGGACAUUGGCCACUCGUCUAGUGCGCGUUACCUCCUCAUUGGUCAAUUGACCACGCUUGUGGGUAAAGGCAGGAAUAUUCAGUUUCACCUUCCUUUCAUGUAGUACAUCUCGAAUCGUGAAACCCCUGUCAGCCAUUACCUCAUCACCAGGCAUUAGGGCCUCCAUUAAACCCACUGUUUAUAGUGAUAAACUUGUCACUGCUUUUACCAGCAUAGGCCUGUGAUAUAAACAUUAUCAGCCCAUGAGGUGACACAGCAACAAGAUAUUUGGCAGUAUUGGUUCCCUUGUAAUGACUGAAAGUGGCACUCCUACAGUUAAGGUUUGUUGCUCUCUGAAUAGCCGUUUCAGCACAAUCGAUGAUGCAAGUGGUCUGGGGGUGGUUCUUUUUAAAGGAUGGUGGCAUGUUAGUACGUAUAACACUUCUUGGCAGCCAGGCAACCAUGGGUUCAAGCAUAGACAGUAAAAGAAAUGGACACAGCGACCCCAUUGGAACUCAAUUGAGUCAAGUGAAGCCCAUUUUUAGCGAUUUUUAGCACUUCCGUUUCUGACGCGCAGACUCAAACUAAGC